This is a messenger RNA of Octodon degus (degu), 1422 nucleotides long. RefSeq names its product acid phosphatase 4 (gene Acp4). The record is from RefSeq and is a predicted model, not a curated record. Gene Ontology annotation, biological process: lysosome organization; regulation of neuronal synaptic plasticity; negative regulation of ERBB4 signaling pathway. The coding region runs from base 142 to 1422 and encodes 426 amino acids. Gene Ontology annotation, molecular function: protein tyrosine phosphatase activity; receptor tyrosine kinase binding; acid phosphatase activity. The transcript is spliced from 11 exons. NCBI's taxonomy places the organism in Eukaryota, Metazoa, Chordata, Mammalia, Rodentia, Octodontidae. Gene Ontology annotation, cellular component: postsynaptic membrane; lysosome.
AAGGAAGACUAAAAGGGUUAAGGGCAGGCAGAGCACGUGCGGGCGAGCCAGGGCCUGUGCCUGGCAAGGGGCUGGGCUGCACUGAUGAGCAGGUGAGGCCAGGCACAGACCGGCUGAGCUCAGCGUCUAGGCCCUGUGGAGAUGGCCGGGCCGGGCUGUGGCGGCUACACCGCUGGACCACUCCUGCUCCUGCUGCUCUUGCUGCUGCCCUGGGCCCUGCCUGAUGGACCCCUGGUGUUUGUGGCGCUGGUGUUCCGCCAUGGUGACCGGGCCCCGCUGGCCUCCUACCCCACGGACCCACACAAGGACGCUGUCCCCACCCUGUGGCCUCGAGGCCUGGGCCAGCUGACUGAGGAGGGUGUCCAGCAGCAGCUGGAGCUGGGCCGCUUCCUGCGCAGGCGCUACAAGGCCUUCCUGAGCCCCGAGUACCGGCGGGAUGAGGUGUACAUCCGCAGCACAGACUUCGAUCGCACGCUGGAGAGCGCACAGGCCAUCCUGGCUGGGCUCUUCCCUGAGGCGUCCCCCCGGGGCUCGGAAGCCGACUGGAGGCCAAUCCCAGUGCACACGGUGCCUGUGGCUGAGGAUAAGCUGCUGAGGUUCCCCAUGCGCAGCUGUCCCCGGUACCAGGAGCUGCUGCGGGAGUCCACGGAGGCGGCUGAGUACCAGGAGGCUGUGGAGGGCUGGACGGGCUUCCUGAGCCGCCUCAGCAAUUUCACGGGGCUGAUGCUGGUGGGGGAGCCACUCCGCAAGGCCUGGAAGGUUCUGGACACGCUUAUCUGCCAGCAAGCCCAUGGCCUUCCCCUCCCACCCUGGGCCUCCCCUGAGGUCUUGAGGACGCUAGGCCAGAUCUCAGCGUUGGACAUCAGGGCUCACGUGGGCCCACCCCGGGCAGCAGAGAAGGCGCAGCUGACUGGGGGGAUUCUGCUGGACGCCAUCCUUGCCAACUUCUCCAGGGUGCAGAGCCUGGGGCUGCCCCUCAAGAUGGUCAUGUACUCAGCUCACGACAGCACCAUUCUGGCCUUGUAUGGGGCCCUAGGCCUCUAUGACGGGCACACCCCACCGUAUGCUGCCUGUCUCGGGUUCGAGUUCCGGAGCCACUUUGGGGACUCAGAAGAUGAAGAUGGAGGGAACAUCACAGUCUCCCUUUUCUACCGCAACGACACCAACCGCCCACCCCUGUCCCUCAGUGUCCCUGGGUGCCCGGCUCCCUGCCUCCUAGGGCGCUUCCGCCGGCUGACUGCUCCCGCCAGGCCUCCAGCCCGCGGGGCCACCUGCCACGGCGCAUUUAGGCCUGCCACUGCCCCAGCCACCACAGUGCCCCUGCUGGCCGGAGCAGUGGCUGUGCUGGCGGUGCUCAGCCUGGGGCUGGGGCUGCUGGCCUGGAGACCCAGCUGCCUGCGGGCCCUGGGGGGAGCAGUGUGA